Molecule: messenger RNA, 491 nt
Organism: Macrobrachium nipponense
Lineage: Eukaryota; Metazoa; Arthropoda; Malacostraca; Decapoda; Palaemonidae
Product: exosome complex component RRP45-like
Biological process (GO): nuclear polyadenylation-dependent mRNA catabolic process; exonucleolytic trimming to generate mature 3'-end of 5.8S rRNA from tricistronic rRNA transcript (SSU-rRNA, 5.8S rRNA, LSU-rRNA); nuclear polyadenylation-dependent rRNA catabolic process
Cellular component (GO): cytoplasmic exosome (RNase complex); nuclear exosome (RNase complex)
Molecular function (GO): mRNA 3'-UTR AU-rich region binding
Source: RefSeq, a predicted model, not a curated record
AUUAUACAUUUUUUCUACUUUUAGGUAAAAUGAAGGAAAUCCCUUUGAGUACUUGUGAACGGGAGUCUGUCAUAUCAGCAAUAUCUCGAGGGGUUAGGCAUGACAACCGGGCAUUCCUAGAAGUUCGUCAUAUAAAAGUCAGCUUUGGCAAAGACUAUGGCAGUUGUACAGUAACUCUUGGCCAGACAAGAGUUUUAGCUCAGGUAACAUGUGAGGUCGUUGAACCUAGGCCAUCUCGUCCUAAUGAAGGGAAAAUUUCAAUAGCUGUUCACCUAUCUCCGAUGGCAGCUCCACAUUUUGAAGCAGGAAGGGGUAUUGACCUUGUGGAUGAAUUACAGCAAGUUCUUGACAGGAAUAUUAAAGAGUCAAGAUGUCUUGAUGUGGAGUCCCUGUGUAUCAUGGCAGAAGAAAGUGUUUGGCAGUUUCGUGUUGAUGUUACUGUAAGUGGUGAUAAUGGCAUCUUUUAUUAUCUUUAGUUUUGCACUCUAAAG